Messenger RNA from Mesocricetus auratus (golden hamster), 745 nucleotides. Its product is annotated as palmitoyl-protein thioesterase 1-like. Lineage: Eukaryota; Metazoa; Chordata; Mammalia; Rodentia; Cricetidae. The record is from RefSeq and is a predicted model, not a curated record. Bases 59 to 442 code for a protein of 127 amino acids. The transcript has 5 exons.
GCAGCCACAUUGAUUGCCAUCCAGGAACUCAAGCAUUUGUUGGUGUCACUAAGAUAAGAUGGUGUUGCGUGGUUCCUGGUGGCUCCUGUCUGUCUGUCUUCUAUCCUGGGAGCUGGGGAUUCUGGUCCACCAGACAGAAUCUCGGCCAAUAGGUGGUGCGAUGUCCUGGUACAAUGGUGGCAAUGGAGACCUCUUAAACAUAGAUGACUUUGAAAUGAUUGUUCAAAAGGAAAUAGCUGGAAUUUACAGGAUGGAGGAUGUGGAGAACAAUAUCCUGAAUGUCAGUGCCCAAGAGUGUGAGAUUCUUACUAAUGAUUUUGCAAAAUUUCAGCAAGUCAACACUGCUGGUUCAUUCUCCAAGAGACUCCAGAUGCUGAAGGAAUUGCUCAAGAGAUGCCCAAUACCACUCAUGACAAAUAUCAUCUUGCUUUAUGGCAGAUGAACAUUCAGAGUGACGAAGUGAGUCUCAGGUGAUCUCAACCUGUGAUUGGUCCCAACCACUGUGAGUGCAAAGCAUCGUGAACCCAGCUGUACUCUGCACCCCAUGUUGAACUCUUGAGACACAGCUUAACUGCAAAAAGAGCAACCUUAUCAGGAAAGAAGAACUAGGCACUUGAUUAAGUACACAGCUCUGCUUCCCCUCUCCUCCUCCUACUUGGUAAAAGGUUCCUAGUCUGUAAGAGACACAUGCUUGCUUAGUGUGAGCUCUUCUUAGUUUUUCUGAAAUAAACCCGCCUGCAUUUGA